UACCAAGUUGGUCAGCUGUUCACUGUAGCAGAGGCCAGUAAGAAUGAGACGGGGGGAGGAGAGGGCAUCGAGGUGCUGAUAAAUGAACCCUACGAGGACGAGGGAGAGAAGGGACAGUACACACACAAAGUCUACCAUCUAAAGAGGUACACAUACAGUGGGGGGGUGGAGGAAAACACACACACACACUAAGGUUUCGUUUACGCAGGCAGCCCCAUUCUGAUCUUUUUCCCAAUUACUGAUAAAAGAGCUGAUCUCAAAAGACCAAUUAGUGGAAAUAUAUUUGAAUUGGACUACAUGUGUAAACGCAGUCAUAUGAUUGACUCCUGUCUCUCUCUUGGCAGUAAAGUCCCAGGCUGGUUGAGGUAUAUCGCACCAGAGGGAGCGUUAGUCUUCCAUGAAAAAGCCUGGAAUGCAUACCCAUACUGUCGCACCGGUGAGUCCCAGAACUCUAGUUUAAACACUCAAUUGAGCCCAACUCUGAUUGGGACUGGCCUACAUUGUCACAUUGAUCGUUUUAUUGAAAGUAAACCAAUGUUGUUUCCUUCUUUCUUCUGUUGCUUGUUUUCUCCAUCUGCUGCAGUUAUAACGGUGAGUAGUGAACUGACAACUACAUACACACACCAUGUUCCCCAGACUCUUGCCAUUGUCUGUGUGGGGUAGUUUUGUUGUGUGAAUGGAUCUGAGACACUCAUUCCCAUUAAUGUGACUUCAAUAGCGUGGUGGUGUGUAGCUAACUAUGCUGCUAAUACUAGCAUGCCACAGUUAGUUAGGCAGAGUGCAGAAGUUCACUAACCAGACGUGUCGUUUCAGCCCAAACAGCUAAUCAGUUAAUUAGCUUAGCGGUUUAAAUAGGCCUCAGGCCUCCCAGAACGCCAUUCAAGGCUUUCUCAGUAUUAGAGAUUCCCACUGGUUCUCUAUUCAAGGCAUUCUCAAGCUUGCCGUUGGCUGACGUUUUAAGGCUACUGUACAGAGGAAGUGUAGUAAUGGGUUUUCCUCCUACCACAGAAUCCAUAAGCAACAACUAAUCAAACAUUUGGAAUGGUACACCCAAUAUGACUGCCGCCCCGACCCACAUCAUCUAGAAUUCAGUUACGCUUUGCGAGACUCGAUGAAAACAUGAACAGAGAUUAGAUUUUUCUAUCCUUUCUUUGCUCACUUCUCCUUUCUCUCUUCACUCCUUCUAGAACGAGUAUAUGAAAGAUGACUUCCUGAUAAAGAUUGAGACGUGGCACAAACCUGACAUGGGAACGCUAGAAAACGUGCAUGACUUGGAUGGUCCUACAUGGAAGACAGUGGAAGUGGUCCCCAUUGAUAUCGCAGACAAAGAUGUGGUGGCCCAUGGGGUGAGUGGACACACACACUCACUCACUCACGAAUAUUCGUCCUCUUGCUCGUCAGACCUGACAUGACUGUAUUGGUUAAAGCCGUGAGUUUUUAACCACUCAUCAGCCAUCUUAGAUCAGUGACAUCAAGAUGGCUCUCUUCCCGGGUGGUAAAAUAAUCUGUCCCAGUACAGCACCCCUGACCCAGGCACUGAUGGUUACGUCAUCAAUGUAUUUGUCUCCCCCAUGUGGAUGAGUUGUGUCAUUGCAUGUUGACUGGCUGUGUGCUAGUCUAAACUUGAACACCCAGAACUAAAAUCUUGCUUAAUGCUCGAUUUAAGUUCUCGGGGAGACGUGUUAGAAAAUAUACUAACAAGGCUACCGAAUUCUCACCCCUCUAACCGGAAUCUCUCAGCCAGUUUCUGGCAAGUCUAUUGGCCGAACGUCCCCUCCCCUUCUGAAAUUCGUAAGGUGCGAGCACCUUCAAAAUCGUGGUUUGUCCAAAUAAUCAGUGACAAGAAAUCCUUUUUAGUCGUCGCAUCCCACAGUCUGUCAACAGAUGUUACUACCAUUUUAUGUUACGUGCAUCUAUCCACAAGAGAUGACACUUUAUCCUGUCUGCCAGAAAAUGGGCCUGCGGAAGACGCUGUGUAGAAACUCUGAUCUACACAUCACCUUGCUGACAUGACGUAUUGUUGCUAUAAGUCUGUGUAAUCAUCCUUCCUCCCACCCAAAAGCCACAGUGCAGGACCCCAAAGCACUGUAGUUGAGAGACAGUAUGGGAGUGAGCUUCUCUAUCUGGUGGGCUUACCAUGUAUGGAGUGUCAGUCUCUCCUGGACAGUACUGACUGAACACUCAGGACAGUGAGAGCAUGUACUAUAGCAGUGGCUCCUGUAGUCUAAUGACAUAAGUGGAUCAGUGGUAGGGCCACAGUUUAAUCUGAAGGGCCAUCUGCUGCAGGUACACACACACACACACACACACAGGUCUGACAGAUCAAAAUAGGGACUAGGGGAGAGCCUGUGGUUGUGUGUGGCUUUCCUGCAUCAUAAGGGAAUUGCGUUGAUCUCCCAGUUCCUCAGAUCGUCAUUCCAUCCACAUACUUGUGAACCGCAAGAAAUAUGGUAGCAGUUUCAUUCCAGAUACUAUUCUUAAUGUACAUUAGUGCUCCAUUUCAAUAGUUUCCCUGUGUGCGUGUUCACUCCUGCAGGGCUAUAAUGGGGUGUAAUGUCUAUAUGUUGUUUUCAGGAUGCAUGUUGUAUAAUGUAUGUUGUUCUCUCCUACAGGACUAUAAACCAGAGGAGGACCCUGCUCUGUUCAAAUCUACAAAGACAGGCAGAGGACCACUCUCACCUGAAUGGAAGGUACAGGAUUUCACCUAUCAUCCAUCUCAACCAUUUAGACUCCCUCCUGUCUUGUCUGUGGUAAUUGGUCAUGUUGACCUUUGACCUCAUUAGAAGAGGGUUAAGACACAGUACGAUGCUUCUCUCGUUUGUGUUGCUGCACGUUACUGGCCCAAAAUCAACAUAGUAGAAAAUGUAAUUUGACAUUUUUCCUCGUCAUCCUUCCUGGGUUUCUCCUCUGACAGAACGAUCUGAUGAACAAGACCGACUGUCCUAAGAUGUGUGCCUACAAACUGGUCACUGUCAAGUUCAAGUGGUGGGGCCUGCAGACCAAAGUAGAGAACUUCAUCCACAAGGUACAACGCUUUUAUCUCCCUCUGUUUUAUCCUUUUCCCAUUGCUUUUAGGGCUUCUAAUGAGAGAACAGACUGAUGCCUAAUAUUGUCAUUCUCUGAUCUCUCUCUCCUCUCUUUUCUUCUCCCUCCUCUCUCCUCCCUCCACCUCUCUCCUCCCUCUUUUAGCAAGAGAAGCGUAUUUUCACUAACUUCCAUCGCCAGUUGUUCUGUUGGAUCGACAACUGGGUGGAGCUGACCAUGGCGGACAUCCGACGAAUGGAGGAGGAGACCAAGAAAGAGCUGGAAGAGGUAAGACAGUUAAUGUCUGCCAUUGUUUCGUAGGUUUUAGACUUGUGCCUUAGAGUUUGAGAAAGUGCUUGUAUUUUUUUGUGGUUCAUAGAUGGGGAGACUUAUUUCUAUGUUUAUGAUUAUGGCGAUGAGGAGGUAACUAACACCUGAUUCCAGAGACAUUAAGGGAUCAGGAACCACAAUAAACAACAAAUCACCUCUCUAAGACUGACCGUGACCAUCACUAACCCCUAAGGCCCUAACCUUAACCUUGGACCAAUCCGAGCUCCAUAGGAGGGUCAAACUGACAGUUCUACUCUGCUGCCUUUAGAUGCGUGAGAAGGGCACCGUGCGAGGAACCUCGGCAACCUCGGAAGAGUAGCCCCGCCCCUGUAGGUCAAAGGUCAGAGGCAGGCUGAGUGAGUUCUCCGACAGGACACAGGAAAUGACAUCAUCGUGGUGUUGUGGACGCAUCUCGGGCCUGCACUCAUCUUCAUUGUAUCUUCCCCCCCCCCACCCCCACCCUCGUUUAUGUUGCUCAUCGCCUGUUUUAUUUCUCCACUUUUUGGCAGCUGCAUGUUGCCAGUCUAAUCAAACAUUCUGGUUCAGUCUGUCCUUCUGUCUAUGGUGGUUUUGGCUCUGUCUCUGUGUGGCUGUCCCAUUCUGUUUCUUCCUCUUUCCAUCACGCCUGCCUUGCGUUCCUUCUCGCUCUGCUGCGUGACGACUUAUCCUCCUUACCUCCAUUUGUUUGUCCACUUGCAGUCUAACUAACAUGGUCUGUUCAGUGUGUGUGUUUUAUGUGUGUGGUUCCAGGUGUUGGGGCAGCGCUACUACCCUGUUGCUGUCUGCCAUCUUUCUGCAUGUCAUGUUGCCUAAAUAGGGAAUUAUCUGUAAUGUGGAAAGAGGAGGAUAAGAGUUUUCACUGUGAUGGAGAUGGGUUGAUGUGCUGUGAAGUGAAGUGACUGCUAGUAAAGGGGAAAUGCUCUUCUGUAUUUCAUGAACUGAACAUUGACAGUGUAGGAAGUUUAGGUGUAGCUACAUUAUAUGAACCAGGCAAUAGUCAUUUGAUGGAAAGACAAAAGCUGUUCACUCCUCCAUCAACUCAGUCUCAUAUCACAGACACUCUUGUCCUUCAGGGGGUACUGUAACACCUUCAGUAUUUUUAUCUAUUUUCUUUCUCCCCCCCUCUUUUGUUCUUUCUCUCUCCUUCUUGCCCCAGCUGCGUAAGUCAGGUCAGGUUCGAGGCAUGAGUGCGGCUCACGAGCAGUGAGGUUGACCAACAAAACCCUUUCAUGAUGAUGAUGUCACCAUGCCCACAGAGAAGAGGAAGUCUCUGCUCUACUUCCUGUCUCCCAUGAUUCAUAGGGGGGUUUGUCCUGAUUGGUCAAUAUUAUUGUACUGACCCGCAAUCACAUGCCUCCUAUUUACACAGAAAAACAAAAAGCGGUUUCGCAUUUUAAAGAAGAUUUAAAAAAUUUAAACUCUUUGCACAGAAGGUAAAUUAAAUUGCCUGUAAAUGUAAUUGUUAGUUCAUUAUAAGAUGGGCUUUGUUUGUAUCCAGAGACACAGAAAGCCAAGCCUUUUAAACAGAUAAGAAUGUUAUUUGUUAUAUUACAGUUCUUGGUAUGUUAUAAUUUCCCCAAAAAUUGGAAUAAGAUAAUUCAUUAACAGGUAUUGGACCAAUUUUGUUUUUGUUUUCUCAUGUAUUUUGUUCCCUGUUUUAUGAUACUGUAUCUGUCAUUCUGCCAUGGCUCUGGUUGGUUUCAUACUUGUUUCUUCCCCCUCCUGAGACUAAGGUCCGUAUAAACCCUUAUCCGAGUUGUAGUGGUGUGCAAACUUGAAAUGCGUCCAAAAUGCACCCUAUUCCAUAAAGUGCACUACUUCUGGCCAGAGCGCUGGAUCUGAAUAUGGUGCCAUUUGGGAUGUAGAUUAAGCACUUAA
Molecule: messenger RNA, 5232 nt
Organism: Coregonus sp. 'balchen'
Lineage: Eukaryota; Metazoa; Chordata; Actinopteri; Salmoniformes; Salmonidae
Source: the annotation of a GenBank genome assembly